GCCAGUCAUUUAAAGUUGUCUAAUAUAUUUUGUUCGACAAAAUAAUAAUGGAUCAGGAUACUUUACAAUAUUAUUGUAAUUUUCGUCGACCUCCAGGUCCAAUAAAUAUUUGGAAUAUUGUUAAUAAAAAAAUUAAUGGAAAAUGUGUAAAAUUUAAAAUUCAAGAAAUUUUUGAUGACAUGCAUGAUGCUGUAAUUGAACAUAUGUGCAAUGAUUUUAUUAGGGAGGAAGAAUUUUUUUCCAAUUUUAAAAUCAAAGACACUCCAGAUUCUUAUAAAGAAAUACGAAUUUUUUGGAAAGAGAUUUUAAAGUGUGGUAUGAGUAUAGUUGCAAUUGUCGAUAAACCUACUGAAAAAAUACCUGUAAUUGCAGGUGUUAAUAUACUUUUUGUUUCUGUUAAGAAAGCUGAUGAUAAAACAACAUUUAAAAAUACAUUUAAAACAAAAAGUCUUUCAAUGAUGGUGAAAUUGAUGGAAAAAAUUGCAUCUGAAUCCGUUUGGCAUCAAAUUUAUAGAGCUGAUAAAUAUUUAAUUGGAUGGGGUUUAAGUGUUGAUCGUAAUUUUCGAGGAAUGUCUCUUGGUGGCCAUAUACUGUCAGCAAGACAUCUUUUAAGCCGCAAGUAUGGAAUUCCAGUUUCCGUAACACUUUUUUCGGCACCUUCUGCGAUUAAAUUAGCUGAACACGAAGGAUAUGAAUGUCUGGUAGAAAAAAAAGUUUCUGACUUGCUCAACAAUAAAGGAGAAUUAAUAUUCAAAGGAAGUAAAUCUAACUGUUUUAAAUUUAUGGGAAAACGAUUUUAAAAUAAUAAUUCAUAAAAAAAUAUAUUUUUUCCAUAAAAUAUUAAUAUACAGAAAAAAAUUAUUUUUGUUGUUAAAAGAAAGAAUAUUUUUUCAGAAAAAAAUAUUUUGUAAAAAAAAAAAUAAUUUUUGUAGAGAAAAAAAAACGAGGAAAAAAAUAUUUUUUUUUGAAAAAAGAAAUAUUUUUAUAGAAAAAAAUCUUAAAAAUUAAAUUAAAAUAUUGCUGCCCAAAAAAGAUUUUAUUCGUCAAGUCAAUAUAGCGGGGAAAAUUCUUCAGUCGCGAUCCGCGCGUGGUUGGAGCAAGAACUCCUUUCCUCUCGCUCUCUCUCAAAAAAAAAAAAUUAUUUCUCUCUCUCUCUCUCUUAUUUUUAUCAUCAAAUAAAAAGAAAAUUUCAUCUACUUUUUAAUUAAUUAGAAUAGUUUUAUUUUUUUUAAAUGAAAUUUAAUUUCCUUAUGUAAUUUGGCAAUGCUAUUAGAAUAUUAAUUAUUUAAAAAAUUUUUAAAAAUAAAAGACAGCAUUAAUAUAUGAAAUUGAAAUAAAUAAUUUUUCUUAAUCAUCCCAAGAAGAUAUGAGAAUAGAAGAAAAGAAUGCGAAUAAAAUGGAACAACAAAUUAAAUUCUCAAGUCCUUUGCUCAUUUUUUUUUUUUUUUUUUUGUAGAUCGUCGUACACCAUAUUAUAUGGAAAAUUAAAGAAUGAGUUGACAAAAAAUGCCAAGUGCUUUUAAGAAUGAAUUGUCGUAAAAAAAAUGUAAAUUGAAAUGAGAGGCAUAAAUAUUUCACAAAUUGCCAAAAAUUUUAUUCGAUUGAGAAAACGUGUAAAAAAAAUCUAAUCAAAAACUAAAGUGCAAUGAAUUCAAAUGAUACAAAAUAUAAUGUAAGUGAUGAACUUUAUCUCGAAAUAGAAACCCUUAAUGUUUCAUUGACAAGUGUCAACAUUACACAGGAAAUUGAUUCGUUCUACUUCUAUCAGACUGAACAAUUUACAUUCCUAUCUAUUUUACUCGCAAUAAUUGUCGCCGGAAAUACAACAGUAUUAGCAUGUUUGCUAAUGGGAAAAAGAAGAAAAUCACGAAUGAAUUUUUUUAUCAAACAACUUGCAUUUGCAGAUUUAAUGGUGGGUUUGAUAUCUGUUCUAACGGAUAUUAUUUGGAGGACAACAGUCACCUGGUAUGCGGGAAAUAUAGCUUGCAAGCUAAUUAGAUUUAUGCAAGCAAUUGUAACUUAUAGUUCCACAUAUGUUCUCGUUGCCCUUUCCAUCGAUAGAUACGAUGCCAUAACAAGACCAAUGAACUUCACAGGAAGCUGGCGAAGAGCUCACAUAUUAAUUGCCAGUGCUUGGGGAUUAUCGACAAUUUUUAGUAGUCCUAUGAUUUUUCUCUAUGAAGAAAAAUUAGUUCAGGGUAAAUUGCAAUGUUGGAUUGAAUUGGGAUCACCUUUAUAUUGGCGAAUCUACAUGAGCCUUGUCAGCAUCACAAUUUUUAUUUUACCAACUUUUAUAAUCGGUGGAUGUUAUUUGGUAAUUGUGGUAACCAUUUGGUCACAAGGAAAUGUCAUACAAGAAGGGCCAACACGUGAAAUAAGAAGAGCAUCAUCACGAGGACUUAUUCCCCGGGCAAAAAUCAAAACAGUCAAAAUGACCUUUGUCAUUGUAUUCGUGUUCAUUUUAUGCUGGAGUCCUUAUAUAAUUUUCGAUCUACUUCAAGUUUACGGUCACGUGCCUGCAACACAGACAAAUAUUGCAGUUGCCACAUUCAUUCAAAGUCUAGCACCUUUAAAUUCAGCAGCCAAUCCUAUUAUUUACUGUCUUUUUAGUACACCAUUUUGCAAAAAUAUUCGAAAUACUCAAGCCAUAUCGUGGAUCGUGGGAUGGUGUCCAACCAUUCCACAAUAUUGCUUUAGUACAACUGCCCCUCAGAAUAGUUCAAGAACGACAAUGACGACUUCCUUGACUGCCAAUUCAUCCCGAAGGAGUGGUUGUCAAAAUGCAACGUUGCAUUCGGCAUCAAGAAAACGUGUAAUGAUUUCUUUGGUUUAAAAAAAAGUGUUUUUUUUUCGUAAUGAAAAUUCAACUCUCAAAAAAGACUUGACAAGUUUUUCCAUAAAAAUCUCAUCGAUAAUUAUUACGAGCAUUGUAAUUAUGUAACUUUGCUAUGACAUUUGUAAAUAAGUUAAUAAAUAAUUGUAUAAAACAAAAAAAAAACAAAAAAAAAUUGUUUCAAUCUUUCCUU
Leptopilina boulardi is the source of this 3026-nucleotide messenger RNA. It is a transcript of the gene CCAP-R, whose product is annotated as cardioacceleratory peptide receptor-like. The coding region runs from base 1646 to 2833 and encodes 395 amino acids. NCBI's taxonomy places the organism in Eukaryota, Metazoa, Arthropoda, Insecta, Hymenoptera, Figitidae. Gene Ontology annotation, cellular component: membrane. Gene Ontology annotation, biological process: G protein-coupled receptor signaling pathway. Gene Ontology annotation, molecular function: vasopressin receptor activity. The transcript is spliced from 11 exons. The record is from RefSeq and is a predicted model, not a curated record.